This is a messenger RNA of Verruconis gallopava, 2135 nucleotides long. RefSeq lists its product as uncharacterized. Lineage: Eukaryota; Fungi; Ascomycota; Dothideomycetes; Venturiales; Sympoventuriaceae. Gene Ontology annotation, cellular component: nucleus; cytosol. The record is from RefSeq and is a predicted model, not a curated record. Bases 266 to 1939 code for a protein of 557 amino acids. Gene Ontology annotation, biological process: glycosaminoglycan biosynthetic process. Gene Ontology annotation, molecular function: NAD binding; UDP-glucose 6-dehydrogenase activity. The transcript is spliced from 3 exons.
CUUCCUUUUCCUUCGAAGUGUCGCCUGCUCCCGUCCCCAUCCGUGGCUUUCGCAGACCAGGGACUAACUCUGAAUCAAUAGUGUUGGCAUACGUAAAUCGUCAUUCCUUGAAAACUCUCUGUGCCUUCGUGAUCCCUGUUGCGGCUCGCUAGGCUGAGGUGCCCAGAAACUAUUAAAUCCGGCGUCUGCUCUAUCCGACAAGGGUCAAAGCCAACGCUGAAAGUGUUGGCUUUGCUGGAGUUGGAAUAUCUCCGUCAAGGAAAUCAUGGAACAAGAAACAAGAAAAUCGAGCUGGAACGUGAGGAAGAUUUGUUGUAUAGGUGCUGGCUAUGUGGGCGGACCGACAUGUGCUGUUAUUGCAGCCAAAAACCCACACAUCCAAGUCACAGUUGUCGACUUGAGCCAGACCAGAAUUGACGCAUGGAAGUCGGACAAUCUUCCAAUCUACGAGCCUGGCCUUCAUGAGAUAGUCACGAACGCACGAGACGGCGACGACGCUGGCCGUCAGCCUAACCUGUUUUUCUCUACCAAUAUAGAGACAGCUAUCGCCGAGGCUGAUCUGAUAUUUGUUGCUGUCAACACGCCAACGAAAGGCACCGGAACGGGUGCAGGCCGUGCAUAUGAGCUGGGAUGGUUCGAGUCAGCAAUCCGCAAGGUCGCUGAGGUGGCGACGAGUGACAAGAUUAUCGUUGAGAAAAGCACGGUGCCAGUAAGAACGGCCGACAACGUCCGGGACGUCCUUUCGGCCAUUGCACGACCAGGCGUGCAUUUCGAGAUCUUGUCUAAUCCCGAGUUUCUUGCCGAGGGAACAGCAAUCCGCGACCUGCUGUCGCCAGAUCGCAUUCUGAUCGGCUCCUUGCAGACGCAGAGCGGCAUUGAGGCCGCCGAGGCUCUCGCCAACAUUUACGGCGCUUGGGUCCCUCGCCAGCGCAUCAUCACACUCAACACAUGGUCUUCUGAGCUCUCCAAGCUCGCCGCCAAUUGCUUGCUCGCGCAGCGGAUCAGCAGCAUCAACAGCCUGAGCGCACUGUGCGAGGCAACCGGUGCCGACAUCGACGAGAUUUCGUACGCGUGCGGACUGGAUUCGCGAAUCGGAUCCAAGAUGCUCAAAGCGUCCGUUGGAUUUGGCGGUUCGUGCUUCAAGAAGGAUGUCCUCUGCCUGGUCUACAUAGCCGAGUCGCUGCAUCUUCCCGAGGUGGCCGGAUACUGGAAGGGUGUGGUGGACAUUAACGAAUACCAAAAGGACCGAUUCACAAAGCGAAUUACUAGCCGUCUGUUCAACAGCUUGACGAACAAAAAGAUAGCAAUCUUGGGUUUCGCGUACAAAAAGAACACGGCCGACACGCGCGAAAGUGCCGCGAUCACGGUCAUGACUAAUUUGGCUGCCGAAGGUGCGAAGCUCAGCAUCUACGAUCCCAAGGUCAAAGAUGACCAGAUCUACCAGGACCUCGAGUUGGCGUGCACAUCUACUCAGGAGUACUGGCAGCUAAGGCCAAACGUGACCGUCUGCUCAGAUGUGUAUGCCGCAUGCGAAGGUGCACACGCCGUCGUCGUGUUGACAGAGUGGGACGAAUUUAGCAACAAACCGAGUGCAGGCUACAAUGGUCCAAGACUGGACUGGUCGCGCGUGUCGCGCUCAAUGCAAAGACCUAUGUUCGUCUUCGAUGGUCGCAACAUCAUAGACGCGACCGCGCUUGAAGAGCUCGGUUUUCGGGUAGAAUGCAUCGGAAAGCCUGGUUUUGCGGGUGUUAGCAGCGCACAUCCGAGUCCGAUCAUGGCUCCCAAGAGAAGCCAGUCUCCUCCAGAGUUCAAGAGGGUCAACACCGCAAGCAGCACAAGCUGGAGCACGCCACGGUGGGCGGGGAGCAGUGAUGAUGGUUCGCGAAGCAGCAGACGAGGAAGUGAAGGGGCGAGCAGUGGGAGCGGUGGACUCUUGUAAAAGUAGAGUAUUUUGAUACCCUUUCAUUUAUCUCUCGCUAAAGGGAGACGCCGAAGGUGCGAGCUUGAACGCAAAGCGGGCUGCACGUAGAGAAGACGUGCAGAGACACAUUUUACAGCUUUAUUUAGGACGCAGUCGAUAUUUAAUGAUGCGAUCAAUCAAUUUAGAGGCCAAAAUGUGAAAGUUGGAAACAUGC